Messenger RNA from Closterium sp. NIES-65, 1236 nucleotides. The record is from the annotation of a GenBank genome assembly. Lineage: Eukaryota; Viridiplantae; Streptophyta; Zygnematophyceae; Desmidiales; Closteriaceae.
AUGCGCAGCAAGGUACCCCUAGGCAAGUCCUCACCUCGUCCUCACGUGCAGGUGAAUAACUACGGGCGAAUUAACUCGCCCGCCGAUGACAUCCGCAUAGCCAUGGCGAAGAACGCGAGCAAGGCGGGAAGUCCUACCGCCGCCUCCGGUGCGAGCUGUGACGGGGAAGACGGAGACGAAGCACACGGCGACGACGCCGAGGAGGAUUGGCCGGAGAACGGCCACGAUGAAAGCGCUUCGGGCGACGAAUUUGGUACUGCCGACAUCGAGGAGGACGAAUGGUGGAAUCAGCCGGUCGGGAGCGGCGACGAGGUGGAAGAGUGGCGGGCUGGUGAUUCCGACAACGGCGGAGCACAGGACAACGAGUGGAUGGACGAGAGCGCUGUGCAGACCUGGCUGUCCAAGGAGGUGCUUCCCCAUCUGUACCCCCAACGCGGCAAGAGCGCGAGGCGUGCGAUGCUGGUGUUAAACUCCUACCGCGGCCACAUCACCCAGACCAUGCUUCAGUCGUACCGCACGCACAGCAUCACCCCUGCAGUCAUUCCAGCGGGUUGUACGAGCCAGAUUCAACCCCUGGACGUCUCCAUCAACCGGUGCUUCAAGGCUGCCGUGCGAGCGCGCUACGCCAGGUGGUUCAUGCGUGAAGGGAUUCACCUGAAGACGAAGAAGGCAGGGAACCUGCGGAGGCCUCCGCACCCCGUGGUGCUGCAGUGGAUCGCGGAGGCUUGGGAUCAAGUCCCCAGGCAGAUCAUCAUCGACGCGUUCCGCCACUGUGGGAUCUCCAGCAAGCUGGACGGAACGGAGAACCAACUGGUGAUGUCUCAGCUGCGCGCCAGGAGCACCACCGAUGUCUCCGAGGACAUGUCCCUCGGGGGGACCACAGGCGACAACGCGCGCCUGCUUCGGAAGGCUCCAAAGGAGGAGGAGGAGGAGGAGGAGGAGGAGGAGGAGGAGGAGGAGGAGGAGGAGGAGGAGGAGGAGGAGGAGGAGGAGGAGGAGGAGGAGGAGGAGGAGGAGGAGGAGGAGGCGAUGCAGGCGGAGGGCGUGCGGGAGGUGGCCGUGGCAACUGGCCUGGAGGUGCUGUACCAAGAGACCCCCAACUACCGCAGAGCGGCAGCCGAGGCUGACCGCAUGAUCGAGCCAAUUGAGACGGCUAGGCAUGCCUGGCGAGUGCCAGAUCUGAGCGUAGAGCCUGUUGCUAGUGCUGCAGAGGAGGCGGUUACUGAGGGGGGUUAG